AUGAAGCUCAAGCUGCUACUGCUGCUUCUUAUCUUCCUGUGUACCUUCAUCAUACCUGCACUGUUGUUAAAAUCUGGCAAAAGGGGUAACAAGGAGAAACCAGGAGAGAGACGUGGCCAUAAACAUGGGAAGCGACGGGGAAGAGUAGAGGACAUACUGGCUGUCUACGAUGAUGAAAGCGAUGGUGAUGAUGAUGAAGACGAUGAUGAAAGGGGCGAAUGGCUGUUUGAACUUCAACAUCUCAGAGGGAAUUGCAACCCAAAUCCAUGUCUCAACAAUGGAGUGUGUGAGGACAAGAAAGGCACAUUCAAGUGCAAGUGUCCCAAAUCUUUCAAAGGGAGGACAUGUGAGAAAACUAGAAAGGUCUGCAAGAGGAAGACGUGUGGAUAUGGUCAGUGUGUUCUUACGUCAAGUCCUCCAUACUUCGAGUGCAAGUGUAUACCACCAUUCAAACCCCCCGACUGCAAAAAAAUUGCCCCAUGCGAAUGGAACCCAUGUGUAAAUGGAGGGACCUGUGAGAAAGAUGGUCAAGACUUUGACUGCAUCUGCAAUGCAGGUUUUUCUGGAAAAUUCUGUCAGGUCGGCCCAAAUGACUGCUAUGAGGAAAAUGGUGAGUCCUACAGAGGGCUGGUAUCAGAGACCGAGGAGGGAGAAGAUUGUCUUUUCUGGAAUUCUCACCGCCUUCUGGGUAAAGGAAUAAACCCCUUUGAUACAUUCAACGACCCUCAGGGUCUGGGUCCUCACAACUACUGCAGAAAUCCAGAUGGUGAAUCAAAGCCAUGGUGCUUCAUACAAUCAGGAAAGAAGAUAAGAUGGGAUCACUGUGAUGUGAGAAAAUGUCCCACUGAUCCCACUACCACUACCUAUCUGGAACCAAAGCCCACUACAGUGCUUGCCAUUCUCCCACUUAUAAGACCUAUCCCACUGGGUCCUUCAGAAAGUCCCACACCAGGAAGUGCCGCUGCUGGAAGACCCACACCAGGAAGUGCCGCUGCUGGAAGACCCACACCAGGAAGUGCCGCUGCUGGAAGACCCACACCAGGAAGUCCUGCUGCUGGAAGACCCACACCAGGAAGUCCCGCUGCUGGAAGACCCACACCAGGAAGUGACGCUGCUGGAAGACCCACACCAGGAAGUGACACGACUGGAACAUCUUUUCCAGGAAGUGAGGAUGUUGGAAGCAACACACCAGGAAGUGCCACAGCAGAAGAGCAGAACACAGGAGAUGCUAUACCAGGAAGCCACACCCCAGGAGUCCUUACCCCAUUAAUCCAAGUCUUACCCACCAUUCUGCCAGCGGACAGGGAGUUUGCAACCUGUGGCGAACCACAACCAAAAAGGCCAAUAAAUCGUAUUUAUGGGGGUAUAAAGGCACUUCCUGGUGGACAGCCAUGGCAGGCUUCUGUUCAGGUCAAACCCAAAGGUACAAUCCAGCCCUUCAGACAUGUAUGUGGAGGCACCCUCAUUAAGUCAUGCUGGGUGUUGACUGCAGGACAUUGUAUUGAGCAGAAAAAUGAUUUACGAGUGGUUUUGGGAAGUAUUCAUUUGGGGAAGAAUGAGCCAUUUCAGCAAACGCUGGAGGUUGCGGAGGCCAUUGUCCAUGAGCAGUACAGAGAGACAUUCGAUUCUGUCCAGAACGACAUUGCUCUGCUUAGGCUGAAAGAUAAAAACGGUACGUGUGCAACGGAGAACCAAUUUGUAAAGACAGCCUGCUUGCCCACUAAAGAUUUUCCUGAUGGAACCGUGUGCAGCAUAUCUGGAUGGGGAGCUACUACUGAAUCACAGCAUGGAUCUAGUCAGUUACUGGAUGCUGAGGUGUUGCUGAUUUCCCAGAGAACUUGCACCAGCCAUAAAGUGUAUGGGAACUCUGUAGAUAACAACAUGUUCUGUGCUGGUUACCUGGAGGGUGGAGUGGACGCGUGUCAGGGUGACUCCGGAGGGCCUUUGACCUGCGUGGAAAAUCUGAAACACUAUAUCUAUGGCAUCGUCAGCUGGGGAGACAGCUGUGGAUUAAAGAACAAGCCCGGGGUAUAUACUCGGGUCACACAAUAUGUGGACUGGAUCAACAGGAUAACAGUUAGGGCGGGUGUGUAAAUUCUCUUGGUGUUAAAGUAGUGCUGAAGAUGACAAAAUGCUGCGGUUUCAAAUCCGUAACAAUAAUUUGGCAAAGGUGCAUCAUAAAUUCAGCAUUUAUAGGGUUUUUCAUUCAAAUCG
Messenger RNA from Neoarius graeffei (lesser salmon catfish), 2214 nucleotides. RefSeq names its product hyaluronan-binding protein 2-like. The record is from RefSeq and is a predicted model, not a curated record. NCBI's taxonomy places the organism in Eukaryota, Metazoa, Chordata, Actinopteri, Siluriformes, Ariidae. The coding region runs from base 1 to 2094 and encodes 697 amino acids. Gene Ontology annotation, biological process: proteolysis. Gene Ontology annotation, molecular function: serine-type endopeptidase activity; calcium ion binding. The transcript is spliced from 14 exons.